Molecule: messenger RNA, 954 nt
Organism: Ochotona princeps (American pika)
Lineage: Eukaryota; Metazoa; Chordata; Mammalia; Lagomorpha; Ochotonidae
Product: olfactory receptor 3A2-like
Exons: 1
Coding region: 4-954 (316 amino acids)
Biological process (GO): G protein-coupled receptor signaling pathway
Cellular component (GO): membrane
Molecular function (GO): G protein-coupled receptor activity; olfactory receptor activity
Source: RefSeq, a predicted model, not a curated record
CUCAUGGGUCCAGAAGCCAGAGCCAACAGCUCCGCUCUCACAGAGUUCAUCCUCCUGGGCCUGGUGGAACCUGGAAAGCUGGAGUCUCUGCUCUUUGUUCUCUUCCUCCUGAUCUACCUGGUCACAGUGGGGGGCAACCUCAGCAUCCUGGCUGCCGUCCUGGUAGAGCCCAAACUCCACUCCCCCAUGUACUUCUUCCUGGGCAACCUGUCCGUGCUCGAUGUCAGCUGCAUCAGCGUCACUGUCCCUCCAAUGCUGGGCCGCCUUGUGUCCCACAAGCGUACGAUUUCCUAUGAUGCCUGCCUCUCCCAGCUCUUCUUCUUCCACUUUCUGGCUGGUGUGGACUGCUUCCUGUUGACAGCCAUGGCCUAUGACCGGUUCCUGGCCAUCUGUCGUCCCCUCACCUACAGUACACGCAUGAGCCAGACUGUCCAGAGGACAUUGGUGGCUGUGUCCUGGACUUGCGCCUUCUGCAAUGCACUGAUGCACACUGUGGCCCUAUCUACCCUGAACUUCUGUGGCCCCAAUGUGAUCAACCACUUCUACUGUGACCUCCCACAGCUCUUCCAGCUCUCCUGCUCCAGCACCCAACUCAAUGAGCUUCUGCUCUUUGCUGUGGGUUUUAUCAUGGCGGGUACCCCCGUGGUUCUCAUCAUCACCUCCUAUGCCCAUGUGGCAGUUGCAGUCCUGCGUAUUCGUUCUGCUGAGGGCAGGAAGAAGGCGUUCUCCACCUGCGGCUCUCACCUCACCGUGGUUUGCCUCUUCUAUGGGACAGGCAUCUUCAACUACAUGCGACUAGGUUCAGAGGAGGCUUCAGACAAGGAUAAAGGGGUUGGGAUUUUCAACACAGUCAUCAAUCCACUGCUGAACCCGCUGAUCUACAGCCUCAGGAACUCUGACAUUCAGGCCAUUUUAAAGAGGGUCUUUGUGGGCCAGCAAUCAUCUACCCGAUAG